Molecule: messenger RNA, 3979 nt
Organism: Odocoileus virginianus texanus
Lineage: Eukaryota; Metazoa; Chordata; Mammalia; Artiodactyla; Cervidae
Gene: APH1B
Product: aph-1 homolog B, gamma-secretase subunit
Biological process (GO): Notch receptor processing; Notch signaling pathway; protein processing
Cellular component (GO): membrane; endoplasmic reticulum; gamma-secretase complex
Molecular function (GO): protein-macromolecule adaptor activity
Source: RefSeq, a predicted model, not a curated record
UCUCAGCUGGUUCGGCGCUCUGCGCCCCACUGUCUAGGCCAGGCCCCCCCGGCCGGCUUCUGCGGUCGCCAUGACGGCGGCCGUGUUCUUCGGCUGCGCCUUCAUUGCCUUCGGGCCUGCGCUCGCCCUCUAUAUCUUCACCAUCUCCACCGAGCCGUUACGCAUCAUCUUUCUCAUCGUUGGGAAAGCCAGUGAGGGUUUGAAGACUAUAAACCCAUAUGAGGAAGCACCCUCUAUGAGAUUGCUGGCUUAUGUUUCUGGCCUGGGCUUUGGAAUCAUGAGUGGCAUAUUUUCCUUUGUAAAUACCCUGUCUGACUCCUUGGGACCAGGCACUGUGGGCAUUCAUGGAGACCCUCCCCAGUUCUUCCUAAAUUCAGCUUUCAUGACGCUGGUGAUCACACUGCUGCACGUGUUCUGGGGCAUCGUGUUUUUUGAUGGCUGUGCGAAGAAGAAGUGGUACACCCUUCUUGUAGUUGUUCUCUCCCAUCUGCUGGUGUCAGCCCUGACCUUCAUCAGUCCUCAUUAUGGAUUAAAUCUGGUGUUGGUAUAUAUCAUCAUGGUGCUCACGGGCGUCUGGGCCUUCUUUGUUUCUGGAGGCAGCUGCCGAAGCCUGAAACUCUGCCUGCUCUGCCAAGACAAGGACUUCCUCCUCUUCAACCAGCGUGCCAGAUAACCUCCAAGAACCAGCACUUCUCAAACAGUAAGCUGCCUCAUUAGAGGAAGCACAACUGUGCCUUUUUCUAAACAUCCCUUUUCCUGGUGAAAUUUAGAAGAAACCAAACUAUCUAGACACAAUUUGGCUUUCAUGCACCAGCCUUCUGAAAGGGAUACAUCUGCUGUGUGCAGCCUGUGCAUGUUAGAACUUCCUGGGGAAACAAAGAAUGCUCAUCUCUGGACUCCAUCUCCAGAUUUAAUUGGUCUGGGCACUUGGUAAUUCUUUAAAGCUUCCUAGAUGACACCGAUGUGCAGCCUGGUUGAGAACCAUCGCUGCCCAAAUAGGAACUUCUGAGCACACUGUAGGUGAAUAAAAAUCAGAUGUUUUGCUGUCUCUUAACUCAGCCUGCACUGAGUAAGUAUCUGAAUAUAAAUCCUGGUUAGCCUGUGUCUUUCAAGUUCUGAAGUCACAGAAGGCUAAAGGGCUAUCAUCUCUGUGAACUGUUUUCAUGUACUUCACUGGUACUCUAUUUUAUGAGAACAUGGGAGGCCGUGCUUCAAACUACAAUAAUACAUUGCACUGACACUAUGAUCAUUUAGCCAAAGUAAGCUAUUGACGAAUAGACUGUAUUUUUCUCUACUCUCUUUCCAAUCUUGAUUUUGCUUUUUUGAAGCAUUACAUUGUUUUUGAGCAUAGGUUCCAUUUCUUUAACUAAAACCCAAUUGUUUUCCAACUUGCUGGGAAGAUGAUAUAAAACCAAGAAUGUUUAUGCAACUUUCGUAAGUCCUGGGCUUAAGGCUCUUCAUGGGCUCUGCCCCGGGGUAGUGUUUACCAGCUGAGUGCUCACUGCUGGACUAGUUGACCUGAAGCCGGUUGUCCUAUCUCUGAGCAGCUCUGCAGGUUGCUGAGUGAUGUACCCUGGGACAGGCUUCACUGGAGCUGGCAGCAGUUUACUAAAAGCAGGAGAACAGGCCAGUAGAGCGGUGUUGACGCUUGUCAUUUGCUCCUGUGAUAUUAACUAGCACAUUCCCCCCAAGUAGUGUAGUGGAACAUUAGGAAUAUGUCUUAAAUUUUCCAAAUUCAUGCUUUUCACAUAGUCCAUGUAAUCUUUAGAUCUUGUAAAUGUCUCUGGGUUUUGUUGGCAGAUAGAACAUUCCCUUUUAUAGGAGUAUCUAAGAUGUUUGUUCAGCUUCCAAACGACUCUUUUUUGGUUUCCUCUGUAAAGAGGAAUUGUGCCUUUACUAAGCUAGAAAUUGUUCCCUGUUGAUGACUUUUAGGGAGCUGUUGGUAUGAAAUGGAAAUUCCGCACGCAUUAAAGUGAGAACCUCGGUGAAUCCCAUAUGUGCAGUAGAACAGCCAAAAGAAAUAGAAGCAGCAAAUGAGAGGGUUCACCAGUGAGGUGACAGAUGGGAGAAUUUGACAAGAAUUUAAGAGAUAUGUUUAAAAUGGAAAUGGAGCCACUAUUUUGGGUUAGUCACACAUCAUUCUAAGAACCAGAACCUUACACAUGAACUAGACCUUUAUCAGUGAAAUCCCCUCUCAUGUUUAAAUUAUUUGAAUUUUUCAAUCUGGGGAUUCAGGAGCAGUAGGGUUUCUGGCAAGACUAUAAACGGUUCCAUAAGCAAUUGUAGUUAUUCCCCUAACGUUUAUUUCAGCACUGACACCAAUGUUUUUGCUGGGGUUUGCAAUUUUCCACUUUUAUACAUUCUUUAGACUAGGUGAGUUAUAGAAGAGUCAAGGACAUAGGGACUGAAUAGUGAAAUGUGCUGUGCAGAGUUGAAGGGAAUUAUAUACCCAUUGAGCUGGGCUUCAUUCCUAUCGGAGGAUGGUGUUCUUUGAUGAACAGGAUAAGAAAAAUAUACACUUGGUUAUAACGGUUGACUUACAAAUCUCUUGAAUGGAUAAUCUGGUCAAAUAUUUGCUGAUCUUUAAAGUGUAGAAAUCUCUGAGAAUAUUGAUAUUGCUCAUACUUGAGCUCUGAGGAUGCCUUCUGUGCAUUAGUAGUUCAAUAUUAAGACUCUGGGAUAUUGUGAAAUCUCAUUUAUAAAAGCAUCUCAGGCAGGAAGAAAAUUUUCUUUGAUGGUGAGACUGUCAUUUUAAUUCAGGAAAUUAUUUAGUAAUCCGUGAUUACCUAAGAAUAAAGGAACUUUGUAACUCCUUAUUUCUCUUGUGAGUGUUGCCAUAGUCAGCUUAGGCACUGUUAUUGCAAAUAGCCUUGCUAUGCCUGAUGCCAAGGAAGCCCAGAGGGAGAGUAGUCUUCUGUUGUGUGUCUAUAUUGAGGUGUGCUUUCUUUUUAUCCUUUCUCUUUUUUUGCAUUUGUUACCUCUAAGGAACUUUCUGAGCCCUAAUAGUGUUUGGGGAGGAGGUGAUGGUGGAAAUCUUGUAUGUUCUCCCCCACACGGGGCUUUCUCAGUUUGGAGGGAAGUGAGGCUGUAGUUAAAGUUGACCGUGGAAUGUGAAUGUUGUUGCAGCGCUUGACUCUGUUGCCGUGUGAAUCAUUGAGAUCGAUUAUGGUUCUCUAAUAAAUUUUUUUUUUAACUCAUUUGAGUUAGUGGUUGUAGCUGGAGACAUUUUGUUACCCUUGAUCGUGGCCUGUGUGACUGGCAAGAGAGUAGUAGCAACCUCUUUGCGAGCUUAGUGAAAACAUGGCUGAAAGGAAUGAAUGGUAUCUGCAGAUUGUAUAGAAGAUGGCUUUUGUUCCCAGCAUUAAUGUUUUUCUUCUCAAGCACAUUUCAUUUUUUGCUGGGAGUGGCAGUUACGGGUCAAAAAUGCUAGGUGUUCUUAUUGCAUAGAGUUGGUGUAGGACAAGCAGUCAUGACAGAAGUGUCUUCUUACCUGAUCCUCUUCCCGCUGGCCUCACACUAGCCCUAAGACAUGGAUUAAUGGUCAGAGUGGGCCUGAGGGCUCCAGAGAAGCCGGGAUGGCAGCCUGUCUCAGGUGUCAGCAGCUGGCUCCCUGGGAAGACCUUCUUGAGAGUGUCAGCUUUUUGUUGACUUAGUUUUCCUAAGGCCCAACCAUUCCUAACUCCAGGUAGACAGAUGUCACAACAACACAGUUUCAGAGUUCUUCUCUUAGAGCACUUUGUAUAUGAUUGCAGUGUUUACAUUUCUCAUUUAAUAAAAGACUUUGCUUCAUCCCAUUAAAUUUUAGUGUUUAGAGGGCUGGGCACUGUCUCUGUGUACAAUAUGUAUCAUUUUAUAUAAGUUAUACUGUUAUGUCAUGGAUACUUGCAGUAUCAGACCCUUACGUUCAGCGCACAAUGCAAUAGACUCUUUCCAGACCUGUAUUUUUCAGUAAACAAUAAAAAUAUUGUCAUGACUUGUU